Messenger RNA from Penaeus chinensis, 7632 nucleotides. It is a transcript of the gene emb, whose product is annotated as exportin-1-like. Gene Ontology annotation, molecular function: small GTPase binding; nuclear export signal receptor activity. Bases 341 to 3649 code for a protein of 1102 amino acids. Gene Ontology annotation, cellular component: cytoplasm; nucleus. Gene Ontology annotation, biological process: ribosomal large subunit export from nucleus; protein export from nucleus; ribosomal small subunit export from nucleus. Lineage: Eukaryota; Metazoa; Arthropoda; Malacostraca; Decapoda; Penaeidae. The record is from RefSeq and is a predicted model, not a curated record. The transcript is spliced from 19 exons.
GAGAUCGAGUUUGGGGAGGAAGACAGGAGAGCUAGGUGGGUGUGGCGGGGGAGGGCAGAGAGGAGGAGCGCAGGGGAGGAGGGAAAGGGGGGUAAGAGGGGGUCAGAGAGCGGAGGCCGGGUGUCCGCCUCGGCUGCUGCGUCACGUCCUGCUCCGUCUCUCCUCGUCUCUGGGACUUCAGGAAGGUCUUCCCGUGAAAAAAGAGGGAAAAAUGUCACCUUUUUGAAGACAAGAUUCAAGCUGGGUGGAAGGGGUUCAGACUCCACCUGAAUCCGGCUUAUUUACUCACCUGCGCCAGUGGGGCGGAGAAAGGGGGGAGGGAGAGGAAGAGGGAGAGGCAAUGCGGGAGAAAAGGGGGGUGGAGGAAGGACGGGAGUUGUCUGGUGCAUUUUUACUUAACAGUUUAACCUUUGAGCGAGUUGGUGAUGCCGCCCAGAUUGAAAAAAUGAGUUUGACAGUGGAAGCUUCCAAACUCCUAGAUUUCAACCAGAAACUAGACAUACCCCUUCUAGAUAAUGUAAUUGGGUGUAUGUAUAAUGGAAUUGGAGAACAGCAAAGGAUAGCCCAAGAAGUUCUCACCACACUAAAAGAACAUCCAGAUGCUUGGACUCGGGUUGAUGCUAUUCUAGAGUAUUCCCAGAACCAACAGACAAAGUACUAUGCACUACAGAUCUUGGAACAAGUCAUCAAUACAAGAUGGAAGGUGCUUCCUCGAGAUCAGUGUGAAGGUAUAAAAAAAUAUAUUGUCAAUGUCAUCAUCAAAUUGUCAAGCACAUCAGAGUCCCUGGAAAGGGAAAAAGUUUACUUGAAUAAACUCAACAUGAUUCUGGUUCAGAUUCUGAAACGUGAGUGGCCGAAGAACUGGCAGUCGUUUAUCCCAGAUAUCGUCGGGGCAAGUAAAACUAACGAGUCCAUGUGCCAAAACAACAUGGUGAUCCUAAAAUUACUAUCAGAAGAGGUGUUUGACUUCUCGACUGGUCAGAUGACCCAGACUAAAGCAAAGCAUCUGAAGGAUACCAUGUGUUCAGAGUUUCAACAGGUUUUCCUUUUAUGCUUGUUUGUUAUGGAGAACUCUCAGAAUCCAACACUAGUCAGUGCGACUUUGGAGACCCUUCUCAGAUUCUUGAAUUGGAUUCCACUUGGUUAUAUCUUCGAAACCAAGCUCAUUAGCACCCUUAUAUACAAGUUUUUAGGCCUUCCGCUAUUCCGAAAUGUGACCCUAAAGUGUUUGACAGAAAUUGCUGGCGUUGCAGUACCUUCAUACGAUGAAUCCUAUAUUUUGAUGUUCUCACAGACCAUCACAAAAUUAGAAGAGAUGCUGCCACUCGACACAAAUAUUAGAGAAGCUUAUGCUAAUGGCCAAGAUGCAGAACAGCAGUUUAUACAAAACUUAGCUCUCUUUCUCUGCACUUUCCUCAAAGAGAGAGGUUCAUUGGUAGAGAGGAGACAGCUCAGUGAUGCCUUACUCAAGGCCCUUCAGUACCUGAUCUUGAUCUCUGAAGUAGAUGAUACAGAAAUCUUUAAAAUUUGUCUAGAGUACUGGAAUGCUCUAGCCUCAGACCUGUACCGAGAAUCCCCGUUCCUACCUCCCACUGGAUCUUCUCCUCUUUAUCUACCAAGACCCACCUCGAGAAGGCAGUUUUAUCAACCCAUUCUCACAAAGGUGAGAGCUCUGAUGAUCAGCCGAAUGGCCAAGCCUGAAGAAGUGUUAGUGGUAGAAAAUGAGCAGGGUGAAGUUGUGAGAGAGUUCAUGCGUGACACUGACUCUAUCAACAUGUACAAGAACAUGCGUGAAACACUUGUAUAUCUCACACAUUUGGAUUAUGCGGAUACCGAACGUAUUAUGACGGAAAAACUAGGCAACCAGGUGAAUGGCAGCGAGUGGUCGUGGCGCAACCUGAACACCCUCUGUUGGGCUGUGGGCUCUAUCAGUGGUGCUAUGCCAGAAGAGGACGAAAAGCGAUUCUUGGUUAUUGUAAUCAAAGAUCUCUUGGGUCUCUGUGAGCAAAAGAGAGGCAAAGAUAACAAAGCUAUCAUUGCUUCAAAUAUCAUGUACAUUGUGGGACAGUACCCAAGAUUCCUUCGUAUACAUUGGCGCUUCCUCAAGACUGUCAUCAACAAACUUUUUGAGUUCAUGCAUGAAACUCAUGAUGGUGUACAAGACAUGGCUUGUGAUACAUUUAUCAAAAUUGCACAAAAAUGCAGGCGUCAGUUUGUGCAAAUGCAAGUUGGGGAAGCUAUGCCAUUCAUUGAGGAAAUCUUAUCUUCCAUUAACUCUAUUAUCUGUGACCUACAGCCUCAGCAGGUGCACACAUUCUAUGAAGCGGUGGGUUACAUGAUCAGUGCCCAGACCGACCAGGUUGUUCAAGAACAUCUGAUUGAGAAAUAUAUGAUGCUACCAAACCAAGUCUGGGAUGAAAUCAUAAAUCAGGCAUCUAGGAAUGUGGACAUCUUGAAGGAUUCAGAUGUUGUUAAACAAUUGGCAAACAUUCUGAAGACCAAUGUCAGGGCAUGUAAAGCUCUAGGACAUCCAUUUGUGACUCAGCUUGGGAGAAUCUAUUUGGACAUGCUGAAUGUGUACAAGGUCAUGAGUGAAAACAUUAGUGCAGCUAUUGCCCUCAAUGGGGAAGGGGUCACAAAACAGCCCCUCAUUAAGUCCAUGCGGGUUGUGAAGAAGGAGACCCUGAAGCUCAUUUCUGGCUGGGUGUCCCGGUCUGAGGAUCACACGCUGGUGUUGGACAACUUUAUUCCCCCGCUGCUGGAGGCCGUUCUCCUCGAUUACCAGCGAACGGGAGUGCCGUCUGCUCGAGAACCUGAAGUUUUGUCAACUAUGGCAACAAUAGUCAAUAAAUUGGAGUCACACAUCACCCUCCAAGUUCCUCAGAUCUUUGAUGCCGUCUUCGAGUGUACAUUAUCAAUGAUCAACAAAGAUUUUGAGGAGUUCCCUGAGCACAGAACAAACUUCUUCCUUCUCUUACAGGCAGUAAAUACGCAUUGCUUCACUGCACUCCUCAACAUACCCCCAGCACAGUUCAAACUAGUGUUGGACUCCAUAAUAUGGGCAUUCAAACACACAAUGAGAAAUGUUGCCGACACAGGCUUACAAAUUCUUUACCAGCUGCUGCAGAAUAUUUCAACCCACGAACGGGCGGCAAGCAGUUUCUACCAGACUUAUUAUACAGAUAUUUUGCAGCAUAUUUUCUCAGUUGUCACGGAUUCUUCUCACACAGCUGGGCUUACUAUGCAUGCAUCAAUCUUAGCCUACAUGUUCACCCUGGUUGAACAAAAUCGCAUCACCAUAAGUUUGGACCAAGCAAACCCCACAGCCCCCAGCACCAAUAAUGUAACGUAUGUGCAGGGCUUUGUCGCCAACCUCCUGAAGGCGGCCUUUCCUCACCUCACGGAGAAUCAAAUCAAGAUUACUGUUCAAGGGAUGAAUGACCUGAAUCAAGAUGUUCCUGCUUUUAAGGAGCAUCUGAGAGAUUUCCUUGUACAGAUCAGAGAGGUAACCGGUGAUGAUGACAGUGAUCUGUACCUAGAGGAGAGAGAAGCAGCUCUACGGCAAGCACAGGAGGAGAAGCGUCGUGUGCAAAUGAAUGUGCCUGGCAUCUUGAAUCCCCAUGAGAUCCCUGAAGAGAUGCAAGAUUAAAAACCACAGUAAGAGACAGCUCACAAUCAUCACUGUCCAUUUAUAUAUCAAGCGACUAUGUGAGACUUCAUAAAGUAGACUUCGCUGUACUGUUGUUUCCAUCUCAUAAAUGUCCGAAGUUCAUAUAUUAUUAUAUAUCUGGAGAUCUGCAUACUUUUUCUGAAGUGUGUCAUCCAGAUGAGAGUUAACUGCAGCAACUACAUGAAAUUUUUUCAGAUUGUAGCAAAUUAAGUAGUAGUCUGGGCAAAGCUGUGAAUUUAUGAUCGUAUUCAUAAUAAGCAAGCUAUCCUAACUUUGUUUCUAGUGAACAUACGAGCUGUUCCAUACUGGAAUAUUUUUUUUCCAAACCCUCCUGGAAAAUAUUUAUUGAAGAUGAGUUCAUUUGUAUUGUGUGGUUGUCUGAUGGUUGACUUAUACUUUUUGCAGAAAAUGGCAUUGUAUUUGGUAACAGAAGAGCAUAUGGUGUGAGUGAUAGUUUUUUUUUUUAUGUUUACAGCAUUGGGUCCUAUAAUACAGGCAAAAAGUUCCUGACAGUCAUGGUUUAAAAGAGAAAUGCUCUCUUCACUUACAUUUUUAACAACAGGUGGAACUAUGCAAGUACUCUACAGUAUUUUGUUCCAUUAUGAAGUAGCAUGGAAGCAGAAAAUGCCUUCUGUUACAUCUUUGAGGCAGAAAGGAUUAGAGAGACAAUAUCUGUUCUGUCAUCUUGUUGUAAUAAAAUAAUGCCUUUGCUUUUGCUUGUGCAUGCAUUGAUCCCCCUUAUAAUCAUCCCUCUGUAAGCACAAACUACCCUGUAUGUUAAAUUGUUAUAAGUCUGUAUGAUGCACAGUAAAAAUAGUACUAUUUGUUAAAAGUAAAAGACAAGGCAAGGAGUCCUUCAGAGAAUGAUGAUUUAUUCUAAUAACAGAACUAUUCUUUUUUCUUUGUCGUUAAUGAGAUAAUGUAACAAAACUGUGGAGGAAGAUACAAAUUUACUAAGUGUUUAUUAAAAUGAUCAAAAGAGAUGUACAUUUGAUAGGCAUUACUAAAAGAUGAUCCAUUUAGGGCCCUAACAGACUUGCUACUACUGUUUCUAGCUUUGUGUUGAUUUCUGGAACUUGUUACUAUUAUUCUUAAUUUGUAGUUUUGAAUUGCACUAUCCGCUGUUUUAUUAUUUGGUUGUGAGAGAACAUUUCUCUUUUGUUUUUUCGGCAUAUUGUCAUCAGUCGGUCAUUCAUGAGAGAUUCAUCACAAUGAGAGACUUCAGAUCUAUGCUUUGUUAAGAUAGUCUAGGGUUAGAAUUCCAUUAUUUUGAAGUACAAUUUGGGCUUUAGACUACUAAGAACCAUUGUUUUGUCUCUUGUUUUGAAGGCAAAGAAAAGAAACUUGCAGGAACUUUCUAAAUCUUUGUUCUGUCUGCUGCUGUAUUAUUACCGUAGCUAGAAACAUGGUAUGCUUCUAACUGUAUGAAUUGAUCUUAAGGUUUGAAGGAGUUGCAGCAUUGAGACAUUAUUAUUUAUUAUUAUUGUUAUUAUUUUUUUAUGAUUGAUUGAUUUUGAUUAUUUAUAUAUAUAUUUUUUUCUUUUCUUCUUAUUCUCAUGAUUGUUUGAAGCAGCUCCUGUGUGACCAAAGUCUACAUUUUAUGAAUGUGUGUAAUGUUUCUAGUUUUAAAGGCAUGUAUCAUUUUUUGUUAUGGGUGUUAUGCAAGUGAUGUCCUACAUAAGAUUUCAAAAUGGCAAACAGAAUAAGAGAAUGUUGUUGGGGGAAUGUUGCCGUAGUAAAAUGCCAAUUAGAAUUUCUCUUUCUUUCUGUUUCCCUCCUCUCUCUUGCUUUCAUUUCAUCUUUUCAUGUCAGCAGGAAUAUCUUGGAAAAAAGAAGAUACAUGUGUUUCUGAUGUAUGUAGAUUGCAUAGAGAAGAAAGCAUUUUUGAUAGUGACACCAGUGAUUGGGUAGAGAGAAUGCAUGUUUGGUAUGGAUGUGUAUAUGGAUGGAGGUGGUUACGUGGGGUAACCCACGUACAAAAAUUUGGUACACCAUUUCAUUAUUAUUCCACAACAUGGCAUUAACAGUGUACAGUAUUAGUUAUCACUUAUUAAAAAUCAUUCCAUACAUUAUUUUCAUUGAAAAUUUGUGUCUAAAGAGGUAUGUGAAUGUGUAUCUUGUUAACAAUAUCCAUCCGUUCUUUAUCAAGUCCUAGGAAGUGUGUUGUAAAUUUGAUCACUGGAGUGGAGGAUGUCGAGGAGAAAGCUGUAUUGAUUGAUGUGAUUUUUUCUUUUUUAUCACUGGUGUAGCAAAAUCACAAAAUUGACACUUGUUGACAUUUAUUCUUGUCAAGUAACAUGAAAAACUUUGCAGAACUUGCCUGCAUUGUUGUUUCACAUUGAUUGCCUCUGAUUUUUGACAAGUGAGGAUUCCAGAUGAGCAAGUGUUGGCACUAAGCAUAAACAUGUUUGUGUUACUGUGGUGAAUGCCACAUCCUGAUUGAGGGUCUUGAUCAUCAUCAUUUACUACAAGUUAGAAAUGGUUCUGGUAAUUUUGGCACUCGGUUGUUGCUAGUUGUGGAAAAAAAAAAUAACUUUGUAUCACGAGAAGAAAAGGAUGAAUAAAUCCUCUUAUGUUUCCCAUUUACAAAAAUCAAGUAGAUAUAUAUAUAUUAAAAAAUGUAAAAAAAAAAAACAAAAACAAAAAUAAAAACAAAAAAAAAACAGCUGUGGGAAAAUUGCUAACUUUUGCAGAAUGCUCUUAUUUUUUUUCUUGCUUUUUCCUUUUUAAAAGUAAUAUUUAUUAUGAUUAUUAUUAUUAUUAUUUUUUUUUUUUUUUUACUGUUUUUCACUUCUUUCUCCCUCAAGAAAUAUUUUUGUUAUACUCAUCACAUUUCUUGAACUAAACCCCUCCCGUGUAAGGUAGUGUGAGAGUAUUUAUAUUUUGAGUACUUUGUUCUGUGUUCUGUAUUGAAUGUUAACAAGCUGUUAAUAAAUUAAGAAUUGCCACCCUCCUUUUUUUUUUUUUUUAUAUAUAUCUAGGGGCACCAUUAAAGUAUGGUAGUGUUGCCUGAUGUGAGACAUUGCCACAUGAAAGUGUUUCCUAGUCUGAUCCACAUGCUGUUUGUAAGGAAGUAGAUUUUGGUUCUUUGUAUGUGUAUUACGCUUAUUUUUUCUGUGUUUAUUCAUUUCCCCCAAAUAGUGCUAUAUAUAUAUAUCGUAUAUAUUUAGCUGGUGGUAGGAGAGGGCCCAGAAUAAACAGGUAAUAUAGCUGCAGAUCAUAUUAUAGAAGCCAACCUUAUGUCAAGAUUAAUUAAGUUGUAUCUCAGGUGUUCAUUAAGCUUAAUUUACCUUGACUAGUGAGGACUUGUUAUACUAUGAUUUGUUAAGUAGGAAUUUAGUGUAAGUUCUUUAUUCAUGUCACACAAUUGUUUUGUGUCAUUUUUGCCCAGUUCAGAGUAAUACACUACCAGAUGUGCAGAAUGCCCUCUAUGAGACUUGCCGUAGAAUUUGUGGAUUUGGUACAGUAUUACAGUAAUCCAGCUUUGCUUGUAAGUUGAUUGAAGAGUAAUGUUAAAGAACUUCCAAGCAAUUAGUUGAUUACAAACAUAUCUGGCCACUUCCCAUGUCCCUUAGCGGUAGUGGAUGUAGACUUUUGCACGUGAUGAGGAAUUAUGCCCUCAUGAAAUUGUCAGUUGAGAUGACUGUGAAAAUACCAUCAGCAGUGUAGUGUGUUGAGGGCUGGAGGAUGACAUCAGUAAGCUUAGUGCAAAAAAUUCAAGUAAAAAUGGUUUAAUAAUAAUUGUCUAAUUAUGAGAUCAAAGACUGAAGUUCUUUGCCACAGGCUUGCCCAUUUGUCUGCUUCCAGCCCAUUAGUAUGUUUGUUGUGCGUUUCUUCAGUGCGGUAUCCACAGUCCUUUUAUCUCUGUUUUAAGAGAUGAAGGUUUAGUGUGACAGAACAUUUUGAUAUUCUGCUAUUUGUGCAAACUUAGCAAAAUAAAAAAAAAGUAUUUUACAAGAGGA